Messenger RNA from Didymodactylos carnosus, 1457 nucleotides. The record is from the annotation of a GenBank genome assembly. Lineage: Eukaryota; Metazoa; Rotifera; Eurotatoria; Philodinida; Philodinidae.
AUGUCAGCUGAGUGGAGUAAAAUUGUCUAUUCAUUACUCAGUCGUAAAAAUAGUGAUACAUAUCAACGUCUUAUAUAUGAAAUAGUAGAAUCUGCUCCAUGCUGGUUUGCUGGUUCUAUUUUACUUGAUUUCGAAAAGGCAUGUAUUAAUGUAUAUGACAGUAGUUUUGUUAAUAUAUCAUUAUCUGGUUGUUAUUUCCAUUUUCGUCAAAAUCUUCAUCGACAACUUCAGGCAUUAGGUUAUCAGAAUCGUUAUCAAGAAGAUGUUAAAUUUGUUCAUAAUAUUAAUAAAAUAGCUGCGUUAGAUUUUAUUCCACCUUGUGAUGUAUCACAUGCAUAUUCAUGUCUUGUAUUAGAUCUUGAUGAUGAUUACCAAGAUAUUUUAAAUUAUUUUGAAGAUACAUAUAUAGGACGACUUUGCCCUAACAAGACACGACGUCAACCAACAUUUAGUAUUGAAUUUUGGAAUAUGCAUACAAGGACAACACAAUUAUCCAUGCUCAAAAAGCCGGAUGACAGCUUUAGAUUUCUUGUUGAUUACCGCAAACUUAAUGAAGUAACCAAAAAAGACAGCUAUCCACAACCAAAUACAGAGGAGCUAUUACAACGCAUCGGCCGACAUUCAUGGUUCACAAAACCCAUACAGCAGGCUGACAAAGAAAAAACUGCGUUUGUCACUCAGGACCGCCUCUAUCAAUUUGAAGUGUUGCCACACGGUUUAGCAAAUGCACCGCCCACAUUUCAACGUGUUAUGAAUAACCUCUUAGCUAAUAAUCGAUGGGAUUGGUUGGUACUCUACCUAGAUGAUAUUUUGAUAUUCUCUCAUUCCUUCGACGAACACAUGAAACAUUUAAACGAAGCCUUGGCCAUUUUACACGCACGUAAUUUUCAACUUAAUCCGAAAAAAUGUAUGAUAGCCGUACAAGAAAUCGAAUUUCUAAGUCACACCGUGGCACCCACGACAAUCAAACCAUCCAUUGAACGAAUUAAACCUAUUUUAGAUAUGCCAGAACCUCGUACAUUAAAACAAGCUAAUCAGUUUAUUGGAAAAUUAAAUUGGUAUCGCCGAUUUAGUCCAAAUUUUGCAAAAAUCAGUGCGCCUAUCCAUAAAGUUACUAACAAAACUCGACUUCGACGUAAAGAUUUUUAUUGGCACCAAGAACAACAUGAUGCAUUUCUUAAAUUAAAGGACAUAUUAACUACAGAACCAUUACUUCUUAUAUUUCCACGCCCCACAGCUCAAUUUAUUUUAUCGACCGACGCUUCUGGGCAUGCCGUCGGUGGCACAUUAAAACAAGAAAUAGAUGGAAAAAUACAUUACAACUAUUAUCUAUCACGAUUACUCAAUUCAGCCGAACAAAAUUAUUCUACGAUAGAGCGUGAAGCAUUAGCCAUAUUCUGGUGUUUGCACAAACUUGAACAUUAUUUAAGCGACAGACCAGUUAUUAUUGAAAUAGA